Messenger RNA from Bactrocera oleae (olive fruit fly), 2998 nucleotides. It is a transcript of the gene eEF1alpha1, whose product is annotated as eukaryotic translation elongation factor 1 alpha 1. The record is from RefSeq and is a predicted model, not a curated record. NCBI's taxonomy places the organism in Eukaryota, Metazoa, Arthropoda, Insecta, Diptera, Tephritidae. Gene Ontology annotation, biological process: translational elongation; translation. Gene Ontology annotation, molecular function: translation elongation factor activity; GTPase activity; GTP binding.
UUUUAAUUCCUAAAGAUUAAAUUCACAGAGUAUUAUUUAAAUUAUUAUUUAUUUUAUUGAAAUAUUAUGAAAUGUUUCUAAUUUUAUCAAAUAUAUUAUUGUAUAACGGUGAUUUAGAAAAAUUUUUAAAUAUUAUUUAUUACUUAGUAUAUUGUUUUGAUUAUUGUUAUUGUUCCUGAAUUGUAGCUCAUUUUUUAUAUUUAUUUUUGUUUUUGUUAAAAUUAAUACAAGUAGAUUGUUUUCACUUAUAUUUGUUCAUAAAUACAAUUGAAUUGUACCUGACUUUUAUUUAUUUAUUUUCGUCUUUGUUCAAAUCAAGGUGAAUAUUUUAACUUAUUGUAUAUUGUUAAUGUAUAUUAAAUGGGUGAAUAUAGGCCUCCUGGAGAAACGAACACUCAAAAAAGAUCGAUAACGCACCUAUAUUGCAACCCCAGAGGGGGUGAGGAAAAGCAAUAAAUAUUUAUUAAUCUUUUGUUUCAAAAAUAUUCUUGAAAGUUUUCGUUACUAUUUUCCACAUCAAAAAUAAGUACACAAACAAGUUGUUAAACUACAAUACAUUGCUUUUAUUUACAUCUCUGUGUUAAAAAAGGCAGAUUCGAUCAGGUGAUCAUGGCUGUUUCACACACAUAGGAAAACAGCUGAUUCUUGGGUUACUUUCAGCUUAUACAAUUCCGGAAACUCAAGUUCAGGAUUGCACAGCAAAGGCUAAGUUUUUUAAGGAAAAUGUAGCGACCUCACUGUUGUUAUUAAAGUUUUUCAAGCUUCUAUGCUUAGUUUGACCUCCCUCCGCUCAAUUAUUUUAUUUUUUCCAUCUUUAGUUUAAGAUUCAAUAUUGAUAAAUUAAGUAUUUUAAGGUUUGUGAUAUGGUACAAAAAAUUAAUACUGUUUAACGUUAUUAAGUAAUAUUGAAUAUUGGUUCACUCCACUAUCAAAUAUAUAUGGAUAUAUGGAAAAAACAGUAGCAAGUCAACCCUGUCAUCAACGUGGCACUGGAAAGACGAAGCGAGGCAUAUUUUUCGUUCACGACGAGUUUCUCGUUCACUUUGUUCAAGUCUGUUGGCGGAUCAGCAUAGACUUCAGUGAUUUCUCGAUUCAGUUUAUUGAAAACUCAUAAAAAAGGAAAAUGGGUAAGGAGAAGGUUCAUAUUAAUAUCGUCGUUAUUGGACACGUCGAUUCUGGAAAGUCAACCACCACCGGUCACUUGAUCUACAAAUGCGGUGGUAUCGACAAGCGUACAAUUGAGAAGUUCGAGAAGGAAGCUCAAGAAAUGGGCAAGGGUUCCUUCAAGUACGCCUGGGUUUUGGAUAAAUUGAAGGCCGAACGUGAGCGUGGUAUCACCAUCGAUAUCGCAUUGUGGAAGUUUGAAACCUCCAAAUACUACGUCACCAUCAUCGACGCCCCUGGCCACAGAGAUUUCAUUAAAAACAUGAUCACUGGCACCUCACAGGCUGAUUGUGCUGUGUUGAUUGUCGCUGCUGGUACUGGUGAAUUUGAAGCCGGUAUCUCCAAGAAUGGUCAGACUCGUGAGCAUGCACUUCUUGCUUUCACCCUUGGUGUGAAACAAUUGAUUGUUGGUGUCAAUAAGAUGGAUUCGUCUGAACCACCAUACAGUGAGGCUCGUUAUGAGGAAAUCAAGAAGGAAGUAUCCUCAUAUAUUAAGAAGAUCGGUUACAAUCCAGCUGCUGUUGCCUUCGUGCCAAUCUCUGGUUGGCAUGGUGAUAAUAUGUUGGAAGCAUCCUCCAAUAUGCCAUGGUUCAAGGGAUGGAAGGUCGAACGUAAGGAAGGUAAUGGUGAAGGCAAGACCCUUAUCGAUGCCCUUGAUGCUAUUUUGCCCCCAUCUCGACCAACCGACAAGGCCCUCCGUCUGCCACUCCAGGAUGUGUACAAAAUUGGUGGUAUUGGAACAGUACCAGUCGGUCGUGUUGAAACUGGUGUAUUGAAACCUGGUAUGGUCGUUGUUUUCGCCCCAGCGAACAUCACCACUGAAGUUAAGUCCGUUGAAAUGCAUCACGAAGCUUUGCCAGAGGCUGUUCCCGGUGACAACGUUGGUUUCAACGUUAAGAACGUUUCCGUUAAGGAAUUGCGUCGUGGUUAUGUCGCUGGUGAUUCUAAAGCGAGCCCACCUAAGGGAGCUGCUGAUUUCACCGCACAGGUUAUUGUGUUGAACCACCCUGGUCAAAUUGCCAACGGCUACACUCCAGUGUUGGAUUGCCACACCGCUCACAUUGCCUGCAAGUUCGCUGAAAUCAAAGAAAAGGUUGAUCGCCGUUCCGGUAAGACCACCGAAGAGAACCCAAAAUUCAUCAAAUCUGGUGAUGCUGCCAUCGUAAACUUGGUGCCCUCCAAGCCAUUGUGCGUUGAAUCUUUCCAAGAAUUCCCCCCAUUGGGUCGUUUCGCUGUGCGUGAUAUGAGACAGACUGUUGCUGUUGGUGUCAUCAAGAGUGUGAACUUCAAGGAUGCCUCAGGUGGUAAAGUAACCAAGGCCGCCGAAAAGGCCACCAAGGGAAAGAAGUAGCUGCGUUCUAACGACGAUAAAGACCAACAGUUAUUAAAUAAACUCAAUAGCAACAACAACAGCUUGAUAAAUUCCACGUACGAUAGUAACAAUAGUCAAACAAACAGCAACAGUAAGGAAAACGGAGCGGUGUUCCAACUGACUUUAACAUUAAUGAUUAAUCAAAAGUUCCAUUGCUUCCAUCGGAAAGAGUUUCGUAGGAAACGAAAGUGUGCCUUCGGCGCUGUCAAAAUAUAUACAAUGUGGUAGGCACAUACACAACCAUGCACAAUAGCCUUUACCUACACAAGACGGCAGAAAUACGAAACCUCUUUUAAGCAAAUCAGCAUUUGUAUCUUUAGUUUUAUUAUUACUUUUAAUGUUUAUUUGUUGGAAUUCAUUCCAUCUCUUCUCUGUAGCGUUUAAAGCACAAUACUAUUGCUUUUAUUAAGAACAUUCAAAACCAUAAUAUAAAAUGAACCACUAUUUAAAAAAAAAAUAAAA